This is a messenger RNA of Fraxinus pennsylvanica, 354 nucleotides long. The record is from the annotation of a GenBank genome assembly. Lineage: Eukaryota; Viridiplantae; Streptophyta; Magnoliopsida; Lamiales; Oleaceae.
AUGCAGGUGGCCAAGGAUGCCAGGGAAUUGCUCCCAUACAAGAUUGAUGAUUCUGCAAUGUCCUUAUGGCACGACAAUUUGAAGCUUUGCUUACCGACCCUUGGAGAAAACCUUGGAGAAAAGGGCUGCAGAUAUUACAAUAAGCUAUGUUUAAUAAAUUUCCAUGGAUCAAUUAAUGGCAACCACGUCAAGGCAAUAUACACAACAGGAGCUGGAGAUUCUUUUGUGGGAGCCCUUCAUGGCAUAAUCCAGGAUGAGCCUAAAUUGAAGGAGUGCUUAAAAUUUGCAUGUGCCUGUCGAGCAAUCAUAACGACUAAAAAGGGAGCCAUCCCACUCUCCCAACCAAGAAAGUAG